This is a messenger RNA of Drepanopeziza brunnea f. sp. 'multigermtubi' MB_m1, 981 nucleotides long. RefSeq lists its product as uncharacterized. The record is from RefSeq and is a predicted model, not a curated record. Gene Ontology annotation, molecular function: ferric iron binding; catechol 1,2-dioxygenase activity. Gene Ontology annotation, biological process: catechol-containing compound metabolic process. NCBI's taxonomy places the organism in Eukaryota, Fungi, Ascomycota, Leotiomycetes, Helotiales, Drepanopezizaceae.
AUGGCCUCCUCAACCCCCAAUGCCUCCGGCACCUCCAAGUUUGAUCCCGAUUUCACUGCCCAUGUCAUCGGGCUGAUGGCCGACUCGACCCCUCCCCGUGCCAAAGUGAUCCUCACCAGCCUGAUCUCGCACUUGCACGACUUCAUCCGCGAGGUCGAACUCACGCAGGACGAGUGGGUUUUGGGCGUCGACUUCGUGAACAGCAUCGGCCAGGCCUACCGCAGCAACAGGAACGAGGCGUGGAGAAUCUGCGACGUGUUGGGCGUGGAGUCGCUCGUCGACGAGAUCAACCACAAAGUCGCAACCGACGCGGGCAUCGAGCCCACCUCCUCCGCAAUCCUCGGGCCCUUCUGGUCCCCAGACUCCCCCUUCCGCGACCUCGGCGCCUCCGUGGUGCAGAACUUCCCGCCCAAGGGCCAGCUCACGUACUUCCACGGGGCGAUCCUCGACGCCGAGACGGGUAAGGGCAUCGAGGGCGCCGUGUUUGACAUGUGGCAGGCGUCGACGAACGGGAAGUACGACGUCUUCGACCCGGAGCACCAGACCAAGAACAACCUGCGCGGCAAGUUCCGCACGAACGCCGAGGGUAAGUUCUGGUUCUACUGCCUGAAGCCGACGGAGUACGCCAUUGACACGUCCGGCCCGAGCGGGGACCUGCUGGCGCUGAUGGGACGGCACCCGAACCGGCCCGCGCAUAUCCACAUGAUGGUGACGCACGAUGACUACUUGGGCGUCACGGCACAACUAUACCCCAGAGACGACCCGUGGCUCGCGACAGAUACGGUGUGUGCGGUUAAGGAGGACUUGUUAUUGGACUUUAAGGAGGUGGAGAAGGGGGUGUACGGCGAUGCGACGCUCGAGUGCGAGUAUACCGUGAGGUUGCUGGAUAGGAGGCAUAAGCCGGAUAGCACCAUGUUGAUGGGUAAUGCGGCCGGAGAGAAGAAGGUGAAGGAGGCGGCUGCUAAGGAGGCGAGGCUGUAG